AUGCACUCUGAUCACGACGACGAGACACCUGUGAGUAAGAAACACGAUAAAACCGAUACACCCUCUGAUGUUGCAAUUAAAAUCGAAAAUUCUGAAUCUGGUAUUGAUAAAAAAGUUGAAAGCAAAGAUCCGAAACCACGUAUUGUAUUGACUUUUCGUUCUGAAAAAUCCGGAGCAAAGAACAGCAAUAUGAAAAUAGUUUCCACAGAAGAGAAACAUGAAGAGAUUUCGCCUAGACGCUCAAACCGAAAUCGUAGUUUGAGGUGGGAGUCAGAUGAAGAUAAUGAUUCCUUGAGCAUGUCUAAAAAAGAACUAAGCAUUAGUCAGUCAGUAUCGGAAAAUGAUGAGGCGUCAGACAGCUCACAUACUACACUUAAACGUUCCACAAGACGUCGCAGCAAGGAAUUUUCUGAAAAUUUACUAGCUAAUGCUAUCGCCAGAAAGGAAAAGUCAUAUAAUGAAACCUAUUCGGGUCCCACUCAACGCUUGUCCAGGAGAAUUAAGCCUACUGCUAAAAUUUUAGCUAAUGAAGAAUUGAGAAUGGGUCUUGAGUCACAAAAUAAUGCACGCCUUGGAAUACAAAGUGAGAAAUCUAACGAGGAGGGUGUGAGGACUAGACGAUCAGCAUAUUCUAAAAAUUAUGACAAUACAUCUAUUGAUAGAAAAACAGAGAAACGUCAUAAGUCUCUCCGAGAAGAGAUGAAACAAGUUAAGUCUGCAAGCUGUGAUACUUCGACAUCUGAAUUGAAAGCUAAACACUUGUGUAAGCUUGGCUUAAAAGCUAUCAGUAAUGUACCUGAUGAUGAACAGUCCGAAGAAAAUGAAAACAGAAGUGAUGAAAAUGAUCCUGAAGCUAUGGAAGAAGAUGAAGAAAUUGAUGAUGAUACAGAGGUCAUCAGCAAACUUUUGGAGGCUGAUGAGGACACCAGUGAUGAAGAUUUCUUCUGUCCAGUUGAUACCUCAGGGAGUGAACGUCCUAGACGCUCCACAAGGCUAUGCUCUUCCUAUGAUAAUGAUAGUGAUCAAUCUUCAAUGUCUAUCGAAGAUGAUGAGUCUAAGGCACCACCGCGUCGUUCAUCAAGGCUCAGAUUCAGUUGCAGCGAUUUUUAUGACAGAGAUGCAGCAGGCCCUGAAGAGGGGGACGAAGCAGCAUAUCCUCUUGAGCAAUACCCCGUUGUUGCUAAUUGCACUUGUGAGAGUCCCAGCAAUGUGUAUGCAGCCCCCGAUGAUCUAACUGAGCCAGUGUUUUGUCAAGCCAUUGAGACAGUGGACGGCGUGAGGGUGGGAUGCUCGCACGCGGCCGCGCGACUCAACGGGGAGCUGCAACCGCUACGAAGGGCUGGGCCUCGCGCUCCAUACUUUCUGUCAUGUCGACUUCACGCUGCUCAGUUGCAGCGACACAUGUGCUGCGCCGCCUGUGGGCUGUUCUGUGCACAGGGUAUAUUCUACCAGUGCUCAUUAGGGCAUUUAUUCCACAUUGAAUGUGGUAUAAUGGGUAGCGUGGAGCGUUCCGGCGAGGUGAAGCAGCAACCGGGCUGUCCACAUUGUGGUGUGCACUCGGUGCAUUGGCAACCCGCUAACAGAGAUUGCAGCCGGGUGAAGAUUGAGAUGCACUGCAGUGGCAAGCGCGUGUUUCUGUCUGAGCAGCGUGAGCAGUCGACUCCAGCCUAUGUCACUUUCCCCAAAAUAGAUCCAUCUGUUAUGGAUCAAGGCCCAUUCAUCCCUGAGGACUUGCUGCCUUCUCCACCAGUGGACUUAAAAAAGUUGUGUAAAGAAAGCAGUAUUGAGAGUGAAGAAACUCAGGCUUCAAAAAUAGAGGCUUUACACGACGCUAUUAUUGCUGGAGAGACCGCAGAGCAGUUAAUACCUAAAAUUGUUGCGGCGAAAAGCGACGGCUUAGAUGAAGCAAUGUGUAUUGCAGCGAGCCAUGGACGAGUUGGAGCGCUAUAUUUGCUUCAUUUUGCUGGCGCAAAGCUAGACGCUGUUGAUUCGACACAGCGUACUCCGCUUCUGAGAGCGAUUCUUGCAUUAUUAGAGAAAUCUAAAACAAAAGCCGAUGAAGCUGAAAAAGACAAUGAUGGUCCAAAAACGGAAGCGAUUGAAGUAGAAAAUAAUGAAACAGAAGAGCAAAAAGAUGAAGGUGGUAACGAAACAAAAGAAGAGGAACAAAAGAAUGAGACUAAAGAACUGAAGGCUCCUGUUGUGAACACAAGCGAUGAUGAUCUAAUGAAAGUAAUAAGAUACUUGGUGGCCGCUGGUUGUGAUGUCAAUCUUCCUGGUCCAGAUGGUAUGUCGGCGCUGCACAUAGCAGCUCAAUAUGGUGGGUCUGCAGUUUGCAAAUUACUGUUAGACGACGGUCACGCCUUAGUGGACGCGCGAGACGUCGGUGGCUGGACACCACUCGUCUGGGCUGCGGAGAAUUCACACUCUGAUGUCGUCAGAAUACUGUUGGACCAUGGAGCGGACGCAGUGGCGUUGGACAAGGAAGGCAACGCGGCGGUGCACUGGUGCGCGCUGCACGGCGACGCGCGCGCGCUGCGCCUGCUGCUGCACGCCGCGCCGCACGCGCACGCCGCGCUCAACGCGCACGCCGACACGCCGCUGCAUGUUGCGGCCCGUCAAGGCCAUUAUGCAUGCGUGGUCAUAUUACUCGCGAGAGGAGCUAGGACGGACAUGGAGAAUUCUGCAGGUGAGCUGCCAGUGGAAGUGUGCUCAGGCCAAUGUCAGACGGCUAUCUCUAUCAACAUGCAAAUGGCUCUCGCCGUCUCCGACAAACCUUUGCGAUGCCGAUUACUAUCAAACGACAUCUCCAACGGACGUGAACUGUAUCCAGUUUCGUGCGUGAACGAGAUAGACGACACGCCGCUGCCCGACGACUUCACGUACGUGACACGGCACGUGACGCCCAGCCCCGUGCCCGUCGACACGUCGCUCAGCACGCUCCAGGGCUGCGAGUGCCGUUCGGGCGAGUGCGGGAGCACAUCGUGCGCCUGCAGUUUGCUGGGCGUGCGUAACUGGUACAGUGGCGGCCGCCUUUUGCCGGGGUUCCCCUUCCAUGACCCCCCCAUGCUGUUUGAGUGCAACGAAACAUGCGCGUGCAACUUGCGGCAGUGCAGCAACCGCGUGGUGUCGCGCGUGGAGGCGGGCGGGUCGCUGGGCGUGCGUGCGCAGGUGUUCCGCAGCGCGCGGCGCGGCUGGGCGCUGCGCACGCUGCAGCGCGUGCGCCGCGGGGCGCCCGUCGCGCUCUACUGCGGCGAGCUGCUGCCGCGAGCGGUAGCUGACCAGCGUCCGCGCGAUCAGUACAUGUUUGCGCUCGACCUCAAGCCCGACCUGCUGGAGGAGUGCUCGCUGAAGCAGCAGCUGUGCGUGGACGCGGCGGCGUACGGCAGCGCGGCGCGGUUCGUGAACCACAGCUGCCGCGCGGCGCUCGUGCCCGUGCGCGUGUUCACGCGGCGCCGCGACCUGCGCCUGCCCGUCGUCGCGCUCUUCGCCGCCCGCGACCUGUCCGCCGGCGAGGAGCUCACGUUUGACUAUGGUGACGAAUUCUGGGCGGUAAAAUCCAAGUGGAUGAAGUGCGAAUGUGGAACUCCGGAAUGUAGGUAUCCCACCAAGUCUAGUGAAGAUUGA
This is a messenger RNA of Parnassius mnemosyne (clouded apollo), 3627 nucleotides long. The record is from the annotation of a GenBank genome assembly. Lineage: Eukaryota; Metazoa; Arthropoda; Insecta; Lepidoptera; Papilionidae.